This is a messenger RNA of Pseudo-nitzschia multistriata, 3867 nucleotides long. The record is from the annotation of a GenBank genome assembly. Lineage: Eukaryota; Bacillariophyta; Bacillariophyceae; Bacillariales; Bacillariaceae.
CAAUCGGACAUACCGUGCCUAAAAUUUGAGAAAAGCUGUUAGCGACAGUAUACUUGAAGUAUUGUUGCAAAAGCAGAAUCAUCUUCAGAGUUAGGUUUGGCAAGAGUCGGUUCACGCAAUCUCAUCUGAAAGUGGACUGAGUGGGAUUGGAUUGAGGAAAUAGAUCGAGAUCAAAAUCGAGUUCACCACGUCCUUUGUAGUGCGAUAAGAGCGGACGAACAUGGCUUCUGCUUCAUCGCCAGACCUACAGGGUCUCGCCCAGAAGCUCCUGAGCGGCGAUUUUGACAUCAACUUGUUGGAUCAAAUCGUCGGGGCAGCAUAUGAUCCUAUUUCACCGCACCGUGCCGAAGCAAACAAGGCUCUGAUGCAACUUCAAGAGUCACCAGAUUUAUGGCAAAUGGCAGACGGAAUCAUCGAACAGUCGCAAAAUCCAAAUUCCAGAUUCUUCGGAUUGCAAGUACUAGACGACGCUAUCAAAAUUAGGUACGUUUUAAUGUUUUGGCUUGGGAGUUCGGUAAUUAUGCAGUUUCCAUUGACUCUUCGUUCUUCUUGCGCCGUGGUCAUGUAAUUUUGGAUCAUGCAAAACUCACAAUUUUUUAAAUGUUCGCUCGCAACCGGUCUUGAAGAUGGAAAGUAAUACCGAAAGAUCAGAAAGAGGGAAUCAAAAACUUUGUGGUCGGGAAAGUUAUCAAAAUGUCGUCAGACGAAACCACCAUGAAACAGGAAAAGGUGUUUAUUGGUAAACUCAACCUCACACUGGUCGAAAUUCUGAAACAGGAAUGGCCUCAAAAUUGGCCUUCUUUCAUUAGUGAUCUUGUCGGAUCAUCCAAGACUUCCGAAGUCCUAUGCGAAAACAAUAUGCAGAUUCUAAAGCUUCUUAGCGAAGAGGUGUUUGACUUCUCUAGGGAUCAGAUGGUCACUGAAAAAGUGAAGAGAAUGAAAGAGUCGCUUAAUGGAGAGUUUUCGCAAAUCUUUCAGCUGUGCCAAUUCGUUCUGGAGCACAGCCAGAAGCCAAGCUUGUUAAGAGUGACGUUAAAGACUUUGCAAAGGUUUCUCACGUGGAUUCCCCUUGGAUUUAUCUUCCAGACCAAUCUCAUUGAAACAUUAUUGAACAAGUUCUUCCCAGUUCCUCUUUUCCGGAAUCAUGCUCUCGACUGUUUGACGGAAAUAGGCACCCUGCAAGAUCUGGAGCCGCAGUACGAUCCUUUGUUUCGAGGUUUAUUCACUACGUUCUUGCAACGACUCCGGGAUAUAUUUGCUCCAGACAUGGACCUCCGAAAGCCUUUUCAGGAAGGUAGUGAGGAAGAUUGUUUCUUCAUCCAAAAACUUGCUUUGUUUUUGAGUGGAUUCUUUAAGGCACAUUUCCGAGUACUAGAAACACCCGAGUCCGAACAAGCACUCAUUUCUGGAAUGUUUUACUUGGUUCGCAUUUCGGAGAUACAAGACGUUGAAAUCUUUCGAAUCUGUCUCGAAGCUUGGCACAUGUUAGCUGAGGAUCUCUACAAGGCCGACAACAACCAAUCUUCAUUUUACGACGCAUCUGCUACCAGUCGAGUCCUAAACUUAAAUGGAAACGCAUCCAGUAGAUCGUCUCGCAAAUUCGUCUACAGUUCAGUCCUGACCGGCGUACGACAGGUCAUGAUUGCCAAUAUGGCCAAACCUGAGGAGGUUUUGGUUGUGGAAGACGAAAAUGGAGAUAUCGUACGAGAAACCACCAAAGAUACUGAUGUCAUAGCACAAUAUAAAACAAUGCGGGAUACAUUAGUAUACUUGACUCAUCUGAACUGCGAAGAUACGGAGUCUAUCAUGCUUUCAAAGCUUUCGGACCAGGUCAGAGUAGAAUCAAAGUUUGAUUUCAAUGUUCUGAAUACACUCUGUUGGGCCAUAGGCAGUAUUUCAGGAGCCAUGUCAGAAGAUGAAGAAAAGAGAUUUUUAGUGACGGUCAUCAAAGAUCUAUUAGGAAUGUGCGAGGCGAAAAGAGGCAAGGACAACAAAGCGGUUGUCGCAAGCAAUAUUAUGUACGUCGUUGGACAGUACCCUCGCUUUCUUAGAGCGCACUGGAAAUUUUUGAAAACCGUUGUCAACAAACUUUUCGAAUUCAUGCACGAAGUACACCCUGGUGUUCAAGACAUGGCGUGCGAUACAUUCCUCAAGAUUGCAACGAAAUGCAAGCGCAAAUUCGUCACUCUCCAGCAGGAUGAACAGGUUCCGUUCAUAAGCGAACUGGUGGAAUCUUUGCCAUCAAUUAUCAGUGACCUCGAACCUCAUCAGGUUCAAUCCUUUUAUGAAGCAGUUGGUUGUAUGCUUAAUGACAGGGGGCCCAAUGUUGCGAUCGAUAGGCAAGUGCUUCAAUCGAAGCUCAUGGAGAUGCCAAAUCGUACGUGGGAAGUCAUCAUGGACCAAGCGAAACUUAGCGUUGAAAACCUGGUUGAUCCUGCCACCAUAAAGGAAAUCAUCAAAAUAUUGAAGACCAACAAUCGACUUUGCAGAAGUGUAGGAGGUCUAUUUACGUAUCAGCUUCAAACGUUCUUCAUGGAUAUGCUAAAUGUAUAUCGAGUAUAUUCGGAAAGAAUAUCGGCUGCAGUUGCCCAACAGGGUGCUAUUGCCACCCAGAUGAGUCUUGUCCGAACAAUGCGUAGUGCAAAGAAGGAAGUUUUGCGUCUACUAAUCACCUUCAUUGAUAAGAGUGGACCACCAGAAGCCGAGCCCAUGACCGUAGCGAAAGGUUUCAUUCCACCUGUCUUGGAUCCAAUUCUAGGUGAUUACAAGCGGAAUAUUGCGGGUGCUCGAGAUCCAGAAGUCCUCACGCUUUUUACAACGGUUGUCGAAAAGCUGAAGUCCAAUGUUGUUGAUGAAGUGCCCAAAAUCAUGGAAGCUGUAUUCGAAUGCACCCUUGAAAUGAUAAACAAAAACUUUGAAGACUUUCCGGAGCACAGAAUCCGCUUUUAUGAGUUUCUUAGGGCUAUCAAUCAGCACUGUUUUCCUGCUCUAUUUAAUAUCCCCCCAGAGCAUCAGAAGCUGGUCGUACAUGCUAUUGUUUGGGCCAUGAAGCAUAAAGAAAGAAAUAUUUCUGAUACGGUAAGUUUUCAACCUUUUGAACCACGGAAUAUACUUGACUCUUUGAUCCAGAUCAUGUUUUGGUUUUCUUUACUCAUUCUACCUUCACUUCAUUUGUGCGAAACAGGGAUUGGAAAUUUUACACGAGCUCUUGCUAAAUGUGGGCAGAACCCCAAACGUCGCCCAAGCGUUUUAUCAGCAGUAUCUCUUGUCGCUCAUACAAGACGUUUUCGCAGUGAUGACGGAUAGGUUUCACAAAUCAGGAUUUAAAAUUCACGCAACCUUACUGCGUCACAUGUUCCAUUUGGUGCAGGCUAAUCAGGUAACUGUCCCUCUUUUUGAGCCAUCAACCCAACCACCGGGACAGACCAAUCCUGCAUUUUUACGUGAAUAUAUUGGUAACUUAUUGAUCACAAGCUUCCCCAAUCUAUCGAAGACUCAAGUAUCAAAGUUUGUUGACGGGAUGUUUGACAUCAAAAUGGAUUUGUCAACGUUCAAAACACACCUUCGGGAUUUCCUUAUUGAGUUGAAGGAAUUCAGUGCUGAAGAUAAUUCAGCUCUUUUCUCGGAAGAGCAGGAAGCCGAACGACGACGACAAGAAAAGGCGAUGAUGGCUCAACGAAGCGCUGUGCCAGGAAUGAUUAAGCCAUCAGAAAUCGACAAUGAUUUGUAGGCAGGGGAAAAAAUCAUGUUAUCGAAAUACUACUUGGUAUCGCUAGUCGGCUAAAUACCGUUGAGAAAAUAAUUUAGUGAAUCGUAUUUACCUGAGAACUACUUCUACAAGGAUAGAAAUAAUGAUGGUUUUGCUUU